UGGAAUAAAGAAUGGAAGAGGUUGAAGAGAAAAUAUAAUAAAAAUCUUAGUAUCUUAAAAGAAGAAGAAUAUUUUGAAGACAUUGCCUCGAAAAGCAUUUCUUAUAAUUUCAAUACCAAAUAUUGCAAUGAAGAACAACAAGUUGCAAAUGAAGAUUAUGAUACUGAUAAUAACAAUGAAUAUUAUGACGAUUAUGAUUGUAGAAGCAAGAACAACCAAUUUAACACAAAAAGUAAUCCAUUAGAAAAUACAGAUAGAGUACAAGUAUAUUCUUUACUUAGAGACAAAGAAGAAAGUGUAUAUGAAGCUGAUAAUGCUUCACACAUUACAAAUUGUGGAGAAUUUUUAAGCCAUUUUGAGUGCCAAACAUUACAAAAUCACAAUAAUAGCAUUUUUCAUUGGGAUGCACUGAGUGCGCAUUAGGAACUCGUGGAGUUUAGGCAACACUAUCCGAGUUUACCGACAGUACAAGUUUUUUUGCACGCCCAAUGAAACACUCAUGACUUGAUGAGUGCGCAUAAGAACCGAUUCGCCUCGGAUUGAAAGAAAAUAUAUGCAUUAACGUAAACUUCACUAUGGAACAAUCAGAAGAAUUAAGCAUUUCUUUCAAAGUCAAUAAUGACAUGCUCUCGUUAAAACUUCUAUCAAGUGAAACAGAGUUAUACAAUAAAUUAAUGAAUGACGAUACCUACAGCAUACAAUAUAUAAAACUUGUGAUUAAAAAUGGAUUGUGUGUUCUACAUGGAAGCGAAAAUCAGAAAAUUGAAGAAAUAUCUCGAGUGAUUGAAGAUGAAGAACAAUUGAUAUUCCACGCGAAUAUUCAUGGUGAUAAUCGCAGCAAUGAAGAUCAGCUAUCGGAGUAUAAUAAAGAAAAUGAAGCACUCAUGUUUGAAUCCUUUGAAUCACAGGAGUAUGAUCAGAAUGAAUCACAAUCGCAGGAGUACGAUAAAAAAGGAAAGAAGAGUAGCGAUUACUGGAGCAAUUCAGGAACAUCGUUUCUUCUCGAUAAAUAUGAAACAUAUAUGUCGGAUAUUGGUCCCAUGAAAAAAUUCAAAACUAAAAAAUUGAUGUGGGUGCAAAUUUCAAGAGAUAUGCUGACGAUGUUGGACGUAUUAAAAACUCCUCUUCAAGUUGAAAAUCGGUAUAAAACCGUUCUCAAAAGGAAAAAAAAAAGCAGUUGAGAACAACUCUAAAUCAGGCAGCUCUAGAGAGGAUGUACCAUUCGAAGAAGAAUUGCGUAAAAUUGCUCAUUCGGACGAUAGUAUUGAGCCCGAGGUGUUGCGAAAUGCAAGGAGCGUUAAAUAUCCUAAAUUGAAUACAAGGAGCGUUAAAUAUCCUAAAUUGAAUACAAGAAUGUCGGAAGAAAUCUGCAAUGAUAGUGCCUCUACACAUUCUACUGAUAGCUUACCACCGAAGACAAAAAAAUCGAAACCAAGUGAUAUUGAUAAAAGAAUGGAAUACUGGAAAAAUAAAGAAGCGGCAAAAGAAAGACGUCACCAAGAAAAAUUGAAUUUAAUACGGGAGUUGUUCGCCAAACAAAAGUAGCGGGAACUAAAGUAAGAUGAUACAGAAACAAG
Molecule: messenger RNA, 1577 nt
Organism: Harpegnathos saltator (Jerdon's jumping ant)
Lineage: Eukaryota; Metazoa; Arthropoda; Insecta; Hymenoptera; Formicidae
Exons: 5
Coding region: 576-1181 (201 amino acids)
Source: RefSeq, a predicted model, not a curated record